Molecule: messenger RNA, 1486 nt
Organism: Botrytis deweyae
Lineage: Eukaryota; Fungi; Ascomycota; Leotiomycetes; Helotiales; Sclerotiniaceae
Exons: 5
Coding region: 142-1290 (382 amino acids)
Source: RefSeq, a predicted model, not a curated record
CGGGGAAUCGAACGAUUUUUAAAGAUAAAGUGAAUAUAUAAUCAUGCACGUCUUGAUAGAACUUAAAAUCCGAGCUUAGAUUCCAGAACGCUGUCGCAAAUAUUUUUCAAUUUCUUCCUGACGGACAACCUAUCCUUAAUAAUGGCCACGAACAACUUUACCCCUUUUUUAGCUUCAUAUAAUGAGCUUGUCGAGCAGUGGCGGUUGCGACUUCGUAUACUAAAGGGCAUGGAAAAGAAAGCAGUGGAUGAUGCAGAGCUUACACGGUUGAUUUGGGUUUUCAAACAGUCUUGCGUUGAGUUUCAAAAUUUUCAGACCAAGUUGGAUUACUUUAGCGCAGAAUCUCCAUCUGUUGAUCUCUUCAAUCACUGGCAAGAACUGAGCUCUGAUUUCAAUAAGAUUCGAGCUUGUUUUGCUGCUCUUGAACUGAGCAAUGACAGGUGCCACCGUUCCCGAAUGGCUAAACCAUCUCGUCUUACCACAGUCGAUCCAUCUCGCGCAUCUGUCGAUUUUCCCAAUACUUAUGACAGCAGAUCGAAUACUACCAAUAUGGGAGGCUCAAGGAUCCUUAAGAAGAAGCCAAGAAAGCUCAUAAUCUCCAUUCCUGUUCACAUAGUCGAGGGUUCGUUUUUCGACGGGUCCAAAAAACCGCGGAUUGUAACAAGAGAGCCGGGGGAGUUGACCUUGAUCUUUCGAGUGAGCAAAGAGUAUCUAAGCUUAAAUUCACGACCUCCGGUAGAUAUGGAAGAGGAAAUGCGACUUUCUGUUUUGCGGUGUCAGAAAGCCGAAGAAGAAGAGGCAAGGAAGCAAGCAGAGGCAACUGUGGAGGCAGCGCGGAUAGCAGCGACUCAAAAAUUAGAAUUUGAAGCAAAAGUUCAAGCCGAACUUGAAGCAGAGGCCCAAGCAAAAGCUGCAGCAGAAUCUCAGGCAAAAGCUGAAGAGGAAGCUCAACUUCAGCAGGCCGCCAGCCAAAUUCCAUUCAAUUCUGAUGAUUCAGCUGGUCUGGAGAGCUGCAAGCAGGCUAUCAGUGAUGGCACUAUGACUGCACCAAUGUCAAGAUUUCAAGCCCCUGACAUGGAGGAAAUUCGACAAGCUCUAAUCACUACCACGAACCAGAUGUACAUCAGUCAUAAACAAACAGCCAAAGCUUCCAUGAUCAAGCGCCGAGUUAGGAAGCAGCUCAACCUUGGUCAGAACUUCUUUGAGGAGAAUGGUUGGCCAAAACGAUGUGAAAUAAUCAUUUUGAGGGCAUUCAAUGAUGCAUGGUCUUCUGGACUCUUGGGAUAUUAGAUUUAGUCUGUGGGGAAAACUCGUUGAUCUCUUUUAUCUGAAAAUUCUUUAACGGCGCUGCUAGGUUAUCAUUUAGGGUUGGAGGCAGAAGUCUAUGGAGUCGAGCAAUCAUUAUCGUUACUUGCUAGGAAUUGCGUCAAUAUGUUUUUGCGAUUCGUGGUCACAGCUGGGAAAGGCAUUCUCCACAGAAUAUUAC